Aspergillus brunneoviolaceus CBS 621.78 is the source of this 841-nucleotide messenger RNA. RefSeq lists its product as uncharacterized. The record is from RefSeq and is a predicted model, not a curated record. The coding region runs from base 265 to 807 and encodes 180 amino acids. The transcript has a single exon. Lineage: Eukaryota; Fungi; Ascomycota; Eurotiomycetes; Eurotiales; Aspergillaceae.
GCGUGUCGAUUGUUCUCUGGGCGCGAUGGUGGCUGGUAGACCGAUCUCGGUGGUUGGUUGUUUGGCUUGUGCUAUGGAUGCGAAGGGGGAGGGUGGGAGGAGGAAGGGUCAUGGUGUUGAUAUGGGAAGCUCUGGUGUUUGUCUGUCUGUCUGUCUAUCUAUCUAUCUCUGGCAGUGUCGCCUUCCGUGGUUCUGUGGGGGUUGGUUGGGAUGGUGAGGCUCCCUGUCUGGGUCUGCAUUUAGUGGUGGGAAUCAGCCUUCGGUAUGUGUGGUGACUGUGGUGUGCUUCUUCACUUUCAGUGCGGUGAGUUUGCUGGAUUGUGGUGGCUGGCCUCUGAUGGAUGGCGGGCGAAGAAUAGACUGGAGAGGGUGUACAUGACGGCAACAGGGUGCCGGUCUCUGCGGGCUGCUUUCUUGCACUGUUGCCUUUUCGCGCUCCGGGUUGUCGUGCAUGGCUUCCCUUUGUGCUGCAGGUGGCUUGUGGUUUCUUUGUUCUUGUCUCAAGGUGUCGGGAUUACUUACGUCGAAUGGACGACCCCUUGGUUCCUGAGAUGUAUAUAUCCGUCGCUGUCGUUACCGAAGCUGGGCCGGCAUUUGGGGUCUAGAUCACGCUCCCAACACACACAGCCCACCACUCAUCACUGGAUCCGAACGCAGAGACGAAAGACAUACACCGACGAGGCCACAUACACGUGGUCGCCGUCGCAGGCUACCUACCUAGCUCAUGGCCUCUACCGUAUAUCCCAAGCCCCGCCCAUCUGGCCCAUAUCGAAAUACCGCAUUGUACAUGGCUCAACGUCGACAUGAUAGAUAGGUCGUCGCAUCUAGGCUAAGCACCGAC